AUGGCGGCGCCAAAUUCCGAGGCCGACCAGGCCAAGCUCCAGAUCUUCAAAGAUGAGCUGUACGAUACUAUCAGGGAACAUGGCAGUGAAACCCGUGUCUUCAGCCAGGCCGACCUCAAGGGUUUGGGCGUCAUCCCCAACAACGACGUCAGGAUACUUGUCGAUGUCAUUCAGAUGCUCACCAAUGAAAAGCUCCUCAUUGGUGUUCAUUUACCGGGUGGAGAACUGGGUUGGAAAUGGCGAAGCAGAGAGGAUGCCAAGAAGUAUACCUCCCUUCCAGACGAACCGACCAGGCUCGUAUACGGCGAAAUCGACCAAGCCGGCCAAGACGGUGUCUGGAUCCGCCACAUCAAGCUCCGAAUCAACAUCCAAGAUGCCACCCUCAAGGCCUGCAUCAAGUUCCUCGAGUCCAAAGGGUUCAUCUCGUCCAUGACCAACGUCGAGAUGCCCAACCGGAAGAUGUACAUUAGAGCCGACCUCAAACCCUCCGAGCGCGCAACCGGCGGUCCUUGGUUCACAGACGGUGAGCUAGACGAAGCCUUUAUUAAAGUCAUCGAAGGUAUCAUUUUCGAGUACAUCAAGACCCGCAGCGCAUACUUUUCCAGGGGAACGGUCCUCCCUCAAAGACAACCAAAGAAGGGCGUAGUUACCGGGGAUGCCAGAGGUGUCAAGAGAACAGCGACUGACAUCUCCAACGACGACGCGACACCCGCCCCUGCUCCAGCAACAAAGGCUGCCCCUCCACCGCCAAAGGGCAAGCCAAUGUACCUCCCCAUGCCGGCCGGGUAUAAGAAAUACCCUACCGUCAACGAUAUCACAGAGUUUAUCCACAACCAAAAGGUCAGCACUGCUAUGCUCGGUGUUGCGGACAUCCAGGCGUUGGUCGACGUGCUGGUAUUUGACGGCCUGAUUGAGCCGAUCCAAGUCCACAAUCGUAAGGGGUACAGGGUGGUGCGGCCAACAAAGCAGGACACGGUGUCGUAUGCUAAGCGGCAGCAGGACCGAGAAUCGCAUCCAGAAUUGGGGGAUAUCGUGUUAGGCCCUCCGCCGCUGAGCAGCGCAGUGACUGAGGCACCGUGCGGUAAAUGCCCGGUGUUUGAACUGUGCCAGGAGGGUGGACCGGUUGCGCCGAGCACGUGUGUUUACUUUCAGGAGUGGUUGGGCUUGAAAGAGCCUGCUGUUGCUACUGCCAACGAAACGGCUCCACUAUGA
This is a messenger RNA of Podospora anserina S mat+, 1212 nucleotides long. RefSeq lists its product as uncharacterized. The record is from RefSeq and is a predicted model, not a curated record. The coding region runs from base 1 to 1212 and encodes 403 amino acids. The transcript is spliced from 2 exons. Gene Ontology annotation, cellular component: RNA polymerase III complex. Gene Ontology annotation, biological process: transcription by RNA polymerase III. Lineage: Eukaryota; Fungi; Ascomycota; Sordariomycetes; Sordariales; Podosporaceae.